AUGAACGUCGAACCGAUUUGUGGUAGCGAUGGGAAGACCUAUAACUCAUAUUGUGAAGUAAAACGCGCCAUAUGUCAUGGCAAUCCGGUCAAAAAACAGUUCUCGGGACCUUGUCCUGAAAAUUUGCGAUGUCAACUGGAACGAGCUUAUCAGUUGAAACUAGCAGGGGAAAAAAUGAACAGUAGCGAUGUUUACGUACCAGAAUGUAACGCUACCGAUGGUUCGUAUGCCACCAUACAGUGUCACAGAAGUACAGGUUAUUGUUGGUGUGUGACGCGGAUCGGACGACCGUUACCAAGCACAUCUAAACGAUACGGCAUUCCGAAUUGUCAUAUUUUACAAAAGACGAAAAUUGGACGACGUUCGCAUAGAAAAAGUAAUGGUGAUGCGGUAUCCUCAAAUGGUAUGAUUCAUGAACUGUAA
Messenger RNA from Loa loa (African eye worm), 423 nucleotides. RefSeq lists its product as hypothetical. Gene Ontology annotation, molecular function: heparin binding; extracellular matrix binding; protein binding. Gene Ontology annotation, cellular component: basement membrane. NCBI's taxonomy places the organism in Eukaryota, Metazoa, Nematoda, Chromadorea, Rhabditida, Onchocercidae. Gene Ontology annotation, biological process: extracellular matrix organization. The record is from RefSeq and is a predicted model, not a curated record. The coding region runs from base 1 to 423 and encodes 140 amino acids. The transcript is spliced from 4 exons.